UCUGCUGCUGAAAGCAACAUACCUCCUCUCUUCUCCUGUCCUCACCUCUCUCCUCCUCGCAGAUAGUGUGCGCACAUUGUCACAAGUUCGCCCCAGAGAUGCGUAACUCGCACAGCAAGCGGAGGACAGUCAAUGGAUAGACAGGAAAGGGGAAAACAGGGAGAGGACGGAGCAACGUUUGGAUUCUCUUGAACGCAUUCGAUUUCAAGUGGCAGAGUUUUGCCGACUCUUUAUAGUUUAAAAAUCGUCUUGGACAUGGACUGUUUCUUUGGUUCGUUUGAAACUCUCGGAGGUAUCUUUAAAGUUUGCAAGGAUAAAAAGUGCGAUGAAGUCAGUGACAGGUUACUUCAGUUUAACUCGUCCCGUUUGGAUACAUGAAGCAUAGGAGCGCACUGGUUGAAAGCCCCGAAACGUUGGGGAAACUGUCCUGAGACACAACAGAGUUUUUUUGUGUCUUUUUUGUUGUUGUUUGCAAGAGAGGAUUAAAAGAGAACACACUCGGCACAGGAAAUAACAUUUGGGAAUUUCUUUCAUUGCCAACUCCAAAAGGAUUUAUAGUUGUUCUUCAAACCACAUAUGCGCAGUCUCUUAGGUCAAUCAGAGGUGGAAAACGCAGUUUGGUCACGAUGAGACAGUCGAUGGCACCGACGCGAUAGUGAUCUGAAAGUUGGAACAGGACAGAAAUAAAAAAGAAGAUAAAAUAAUAAAUAAUAAACUCCCUGUUUGUCCAUUUUGUGAACAUUCCCACUGGCUUUUACCCGACAGGAAGGUAUGGAGAUGGUCGGGAGACGGACAGGCGCGCCGGUUGGAUGUUACCUCUGGAAGGCAGUUGUAAUUCUCUUCCUGUGGAAAGUGUCUGACAGCCCAUUAGGAGCAGCAGGGGGUGGACAAGGCACUGGGCCGGACUUUUUACAGCCUCGUUUCUCCUCUUCCCUCCCGACCUAUCUCCCAGUCCAAUGCCAGCUAAAUGGUGCUGACUCCGCCUUUUUCUUGCGGGAAGCUAAUCAGGAGGUCAUGCGAAAUGGUAGCCUGUCAUCACGGACUGAGCCCUUCUUUCUUCACCAGCUGGAGCCAGGCGUUGCUGCUCCACAGUCCCUGCCGAGUGUCAAUUGCACCUACGGAAAUCUGAGCAUUGAGCAGCUGAUCCCAACGGAGCUUCUUCAAGGUCCUCAGCCACAUUUGCUGACCACAGUCAGUCAGGUGACGAUGAACUGGAGGGUCAAAGGUCAAUUGGUGGUCCCUAAAGUGGGGUCAAUGAGACCAUGGAUUCAGGUACUGUUUUAUCUGAUUGGGCGGCGCUGGGAUGAGCCUGACCCACUUCCUCCAUCCAUUCUCCCAUGUGUUCGCGCCUUGGCCGUACGUGACACCACUGAAGCAGCACCUUCAGCAGGCUGUCGUCUCAUUGGACCAUCUGGCAUCUGUGUGGUCCGUUUGGAGAUUCCACCAGCUUGGUUUACACCAUCACAAGUGAGAAAAAGACCUGAUGUGUCUCUACAAUCAGUGGAUGUAUACUACUCAAUCAUACCAGUUGAAGGGGCUGGCCAAGAGUGUCCCUCCAUUGUGAAUGAGCCAUGGAAAGCUCAGAGUUCAAAUGUCGGACCUCCUGGAGGCCUGGGUAUUGGUCUGGGAGGACAGUGGAGUACCUUGGAGGAAGGAGGUCUUCAGGACAUGCUGAAAGCUGGUACUGUAGAGAUGAUCACGGGCCUAGUUUCUGCUAAGGGAGAAAGAUUGCCAUUAGAUGAAAGCCUGGAGGUUCUUGUCCCACCAAGUCCGGUUCGGCUUGGCAAAACAGUGACAUUUGGCAUCUACAUGAAGACAGAAUCAAAACUAGAACAGUUCACAUUGAGGGUGUGGUUCCAGUCAGGUAUCAACUUCCUCACUGUGAAACCCAGCAACCUCGUCGCGUGGGAGAUCAAACAGGAAAUGGCACCGGGAAGCAGUUCAUUGGCAGUGAUUUGUCAGAGAAAGGCCUCCUCCACAGCUGAGAGAUUGGAGAGUCCCUCAUAUGAGGUGAUGCAGCUGGACUUUGAGGUUGAUAACGUGAUUAAUCUGGUGCCAACACAAACUCUGCACUGGACUGUGGAAUAUCCCGCUAACUUACAGACAGCUUCAAGGCAAACAGAAAAGGUUUCCCACCUCUACAUUAGCAAUGCCGACAUCCAGGGCAUUGUGCCACUGGCAGAGGACACAGAGGUAGUGAACACGGCCAUUCUCACAGGUAGACGUGUAGCAGUGCCUAUUAAAGUGGUUACAGUGGAAACAGAUGGGCAGGUGAGGGAGGUGGAUGAAUCGGUCACCUGCAGCUCGACAGAUGUGGAUGUGGUUAAGGUGUCCUCAAAAUGCGAUCAGGUAUUGGUGAAUGGCAAGGAAAUGCGGGGUAGACAGUCCUUGGCAGUCAACUUCACCUACCUCCACCUGUCUGCUCAACUGCUGCUCACUGUCUGGGUUCCCAAGCUACCCCUGCAGAUAGAUGUGUCAGAUACCGAGCUGAGUCAGGUUAAAGGCUGGAGGGUGCCGAUCACCACCAACAAGAGACCCACCAGAGACAGUGAAGAUGAUGAAGAUGAUGACAGAAAGGGUAAAGGCUGCACCCUACAGUACCAGUAUGCUCUGGUGCGAGUCCUCACGUAUUUUGUUGCCGAACCAUCUGACCCCGGAGGGGAGAUGGUCUACAUGUUGGGUACUGACUGGCAAGCUGAUAUCACUCCUUUGGUCUUUGACCAAUUGAAGGUAGAAGAUCCUCGCAUUGCCAGGCUUGUAGAUGGGCAUAUUUUAAUAGGACGGGACCUUGGCAUCACUACUAUACAAGUUUUGUCCCCUCUGUCUGAUUCUAUCCUGGCAGAGAAGACUGUGACAGUGCUGGAUGACAAGGUAACAAUAACAGACCUGGGAGUCCAGCUGGUUGCAUCUUUGUCUCUCAGUAUGACUGCAAGUCCUGGAAAUUACCAAGCUAUACAGCUAACAACCACAGCCACAGACCUGCUUCACACACGUAAACAGGAAGCUGUAGUGAGUGCGUGGAUUCAUUACAGUGAUGGCUCAGUGACACCUCUUGAUAUCUAUGAUCCCAAGGAUUUUCUUCUCUCAGCUGUCUCAUUGGAUGAGAACAUCAUCUCUGUAACCAACCAGGAGCAGCACGGGCCAAUUAUAGUUGCUGAGGGUGAUGGACAAGGCCCGCUGUUUCGUGUGGAGAUGGUCAUUUCUGAGACUUGCCAGAAGUCCAAGAGAAAGAGUGUGCUCGCAUCUGGAGUUGGUAAUGUGGUAGUUAAGUUUGGAGCAAACAACGAGGAGAGGGGUAUACCGGAGGAUGGCGGAGGGUUGGAAAACAGCACCAGUGACCAAAGCACAAAUAACGGAGGAGAAUGGAAUUCCAAGAGUGUGGCUGUAGACCGAGAGGAAGGAGCCAUGAGGAAGGUUAGCACAACAACUAAAAGCACAGUUAUCCACCGUGCUUCAGGUGGAAGAGCCGCCAGUGGUCAUGGAGGGGACUAUAGUAAGAACCCUGUACAAGUGGAGGUUACAGGAACUGGGAACGGUGAGCUGACCCAGACCACAAGAGGCCUGUCAGACCUUGAAAUUGGGAUGUAUGCUCUUCUCGGAGUAUUCUGUCUGGCAAUACUGGUCUUCCUCAUCAACUGUGUCAGCUUUGCAUUCAGGUAUCGUCACAAGCAGGUGCCUGUACUGGAAGCAGGCGGUAACAUGAACCAUGCCCAUGACUGGGUGUGGCUUGGCACUGAGGGUGACCUUUUGGCUGACCAUGCAGACCAAUGCCAGGGCCUACCAGAUGAAUGCACUACCAUCAUUGACAGAAACGAAGGAGGAUAUGAGGAGAGCAAGUACCUUCUUAAUGGUGUUGGAAACACUUUGGUCAUGGGUGUAGGCACUGGCAUGGGCACAAUAAGAGGGGGAGGUGGCACAGGUGGACUUCGGGGAAUGGCCCAUGGACAGACCUUGCCAAGGUCUAUCCCAGAACCCCAUCAGUGCCUUUCUGCAAUCACUACUGGUGGCAAAGUUGCCACUGGGCAAACAGAGCAUCUGAAUAACUCUCCCAGAGCUGCUGCAGCAGCUGCAGUUGCCGCUGCCAAACGCAAACGAGUCAAAUUCACAUCCUUUGCCACUGUUUUGCCCAAUGAUAAUUCAAGUGGUGGUGGCCCAUAUGUUAAUUCCUCAGUUCUUGUGACCAAUGGGAAUGAGGAUGACAUCAAAUGGGUGUGCCAGGAUAUGGACCUGGGUCAGUCUGAAAUCAGAACCUACAUGGAGAGGCUACAAGACAAUCUGUGACAGGCUGGGAAAGAAACUAAGCAAUAGAAAGGCAGAGGAUAUGUGCUGGAGAAAAGAUGGACGACGAGUACAAUUCACCUGUGAUGCCUUUGCAGUGGAUUAAUCAAGAGUCAAGUGAACGGAAUAAUGUGAGAGCACUAAACAGAAAAAAGUAUAACAUGAAGGUUUUGGACACAGCUUAAGGGUUGCUUAUCUUUGGCUUCCCUAAAGCAAGUCAAAGUAUAAAGUCAUCACUAGUUCACACUAAAAGUAACAGUAGCAAACAAUAAGUAACAUUGAGAGUUUGUUUUGUGUUACUUAUUGUGAAAAUCAUAGUGUAAAAAUCAAUAAUGGUAACUAUUGGGUUAUGAGUGUUUACUUUCAGAAAACCAGUAAACAACUGUAUUCAUAUGUUAUCGAUUCAAUGGACAAACUUUUGUAAGCCACUAUACAUUUGAACAAAGAUGUUGAGUAACUCUGAUCUUGCAAUGACGUCAAGUCUUUUUUUUUACUCAUUAUUUAUUGCCAUUGUUGGCAAUGGCUGUUGAGUAGAUAUUCUGUUUUAAAAUAUAAGCAGUUUUUCUGUCAGGACUGCUGAAUGGUUAACCAACCAUUAACUAAAAUCUCGGUUGUUGAUUUAUCAUUUCCCCAAUUUCAUUUUGGUGUAACUCAUGAGCAUAAUGUGAGUUAUGACAUAUAUAAAUGUAUUUUAGGUAUUCAACACUAAAUGGUAAAUUUUAUAUAGCACCUUUCCAGUCAUACAGACCGCUCAAAGCGCUUUACACUAGAGCCACAUUCACCCAAUCGCACUCACUAACGCUCACACAUUCAUACACCGAUACGCAGAUCGGUAGGCAAUUUGAGGUUAAGUGCCUUGCCCAGGGGCACAUCGACAUACAGCAGGAGGAAGCUGGAAUCGAACCCACAACCUUCCGAUUGCAAGACGACUACUCUUCCCACAGUCGCCUCCACAAAAUUUUCUUAUUUUGGAGUCAGUAAAUGGGAAAAAUCUGCCCUUUAUUCACGCCAUCACACUAUUUCCACAAAGACCAACUAUGAGAAUUUAAAGAGGACAAGCCACGAGAAAGACUGUUUCAUCCUUGAGUCCAAAACAUGGGUUUUAUUCUUGCACAAUUAAAAAUAAGAAAAGACACAGGACAUUUUUUAACAGGCCUCAUGCACCCAGUGACCAUCAGGCCAUCACAAACAAUGGCAACAUCCCCUUGUCUCUCUCCUCAUCUGUUAUUAAACAGCUGUGUGACCCAGAACAAAUAAUGGAAUAUGAUCAGAUACAUUCUGCAAUCCAAAAGAGGGCAAAGUGAAAAGGAAAGGGCUUGGACUUUGCAAAACCUGGCUAAAAACUUGAUGAGGACUUACAAUGAAGAGCCAGGCAGAAAGGAGUUUGUGCAGUACAUGGAAUUAUCAGGACGAAACGAAUGACAUUACAGUGUGACUGAAAAAGAACAACUAAUAGAAAUGGCCUAAAACAAAUAUAGGAAAAAUCCUUUUCAUGUUUUCAUAAAAAUAUUUUUCCUUCUGUUUCUACUUUUUGAUAAAUGUUUCAUUAUGUUUUCUCUUGUUUUUCAAAGUGAAGAAAAAAUUCAAAUUGUAGCUUUUAAUUUUAGAUGUUUAUUAAGAUUUUAAGAAUAUAUUAUUCUUUCCUUUUAGACACUGUUUCUAUUUAUUUAAAAUUGACAUUUGAGAGGGUGAGGAAGGAAAGAAAUGCCAAGGACAAAGACCGCGAGUAAUGGACAGUAUCUUGGUGAAUGAUAGCACAUCAAAGAAUAAGAUAGGAAGACAGAGCAGGCAGAGGUUGCCUCACCUUCGUUACGCUCAGGUGACCAGUCAUGAAGAAUCCGACAACAAAAAGGAGAACUGUAAGAUUGUUUAGAUUGCAAUAUUUAUUUAUAAACAUGUUAUCGUUUCAGAGUACACUGUAUGUUGUAAAUAAAUAAACAUGCUUUAAAGUGCUUGUGAAUAAGAUUGGAGGUCACUACCCAACAAAUUGGAGAUAUUUUGUACAUUUUAUGGUGCAAAUGACAGUACAGAAUAUUAUCUACAGUUUCACCACAAUGUAAAAAUGAUCCUAAUGGUUCUUUUUUCUAAAGUUGUGCCUGUCUGUGUUUGAAGUAUUGAACUAAUUCUUGCCUUUGUACAGGAUAGGAAUCAUUUUUCUCCUAUAAUGAGAUGUAAAAAUGGAGGCACUCCAUCAAACGUUAUACUUAUUGUCUCUUAAGAAUAUUGUGCCUGCAAGGUCCAUUUCAUGAAGAAAACAAAACCAAAUGUUACAAUGUUCAUCAGUGGGCACCAAGGGAUCUCUCUUUUUAUCUAUUUGAUGGUGAAUAAACAUUAUACUUUCACAUUAAUCACUGAAAUUACAACCUAAAGUACUGGAUUUUAAAACGGCAAGAAUUGUGAAAAAAACCUAAACUUGAUGAAAAAGCAACUAAAAUGGGCUGGGGAGCCUACACCAAAGCAAUACAUAUUUUGACUGAUUGCUAUCUUGUAUAGUCUGGACACAUUACUGUAUCUAGCAUACUCAAAAAUAAAAAGUCUGCUGUGAUGAAAAAGAAAAAGUCCAACAAGUUUAAGUUAACAGUUGCUGAUGGUUCAGUUGUUGCAUUAUUUUUUUUUUCAGAUGGAAAAACCUUUUUGACAUUAAAAAUACUGUGAGAAUAAUCACAUUUUAAAGCCUUCUUCACCUACUGUAUCUGUUUUGAACAUCAAAAUUAUUUAAAUGCAAACCACAAAAAUUCAUGGGGAUUUUCAAGAGAAUAUGUUGAGGUUAUUUAUGCUUUUGUUUAAAUCUGCCAAAAUGCAGAUAAACUAUAUGCAGCCUGAAAAGUAAGAAAGGGAUUCAAAGUUGAAAGGUUUGCUUAGGCCUCCAUCAUAUGGAUGCCCAACUGUCUGUAGCACCUCCAUGACCAUUUCAGUGUGAAGGCAAUCAUGACACGACUGUGCCCUUUUGCAUUGGCAAAACAAGUUUUUCAUCUUAUCCUUGUCCCUCUCCUUCCACUUCUUUAGUAAUCACAAUGUCUAUACAUUUUUAAAAGUUUUUUGUCUAAAGGUGAUUUUUUAAUGUGUUUUAAGAUCUAAAUUUAGUCCCUAUCUAAUCUUAGACUGAACAGUGAGAGUGUGUUAGUUUCAAACUAAGGAACCUCCUGAUAAUAAUCGCAGCGUCAUCACCAGGUGAAAUAUUUAAUUAUACGUUAUACAAUGCACAGAUAAGACAUAGGUACAGGACUCUCGGCAAAGGCUAAUGGUUUAGUUGUUGUAUUAAUUAGUAGUUCACAUCUUUUUUAUAAACUAUAAAGCCCUGUGCAAAUUUCAAGACAACUUUUGUACUUCUCAGAUCGUUUUGCCUGAAAUAAUACAAAAUAAAUUAUAAAAUUCUCUGUGUUUUGCUCUAACUCAGAACACAA
Girardinichthys multiradiatus is the source of this 7682-nucleotide messenger RNA. Its product is annotated as transmembrane protein 132D. The transcript is spliced from 16 exons. NCBI's taxonomy places the organism in Eukaryota, Metazoa, Chordata, Actinopteri, Cyprinodontiformes, Goodeidae. Bases 772 to 4281 code for a protein of 1169 amino acids. The record is from RefSeq and is a predicted model, not a curated record.